GGCGUAUAUAUUUGAUAUAUUUGGACAACCACACGAAACCUCUUAGAAUGCAUACUUUUCAUCUGGUUGGCAUUCGAAUAUGGGUGCAGGAGUUCAUAUGGGUGCAGCACCAGCCGGAGCAGUUCCGAACGUUCUGAGCGACUGUGGCAUGGCAAGUGGGCGCAAGACGAUCUCGCUGGCGGGGAAAGUCGCGAUCGUGGACGAGUACGAGGCCUCUGGAGGAACCAUCUACGCCACGGCCAAGAAGCAUGGGAUCCAGUGCAACCAACUGUCGCGAUGGUUGAAGAACAAGGAGACCCUGGCGGCGGCGGCGACGCUGAACCCGUCCAAGGUGACUCUGAACCCAGGUAAAGCGGGGGGCGGAAAGGAGCGACAUGACACACAGUCGUCCGUGGUCGAUGGCAGCAGCACCAGUCCGACAACACGAAAACGCAAACGGCCCCCGCCAAGCUCUCCACCUGUGGUUCCACCAACGUCGCCCGCGAGCACCGUGUCUUGCCCAGAUCAGGCGCAGUCGUCCUUCCUCAAGGCAUCACGAGUCAGCGCUAUGGUGGCUCCGCCCACUGCGAACCGUCUCGGCUGGGAAGACACCGUGUCGAACCUCACUCGCGUCAUGCACACCUACAACGACCACCAAGCCCGUCUCGUGGACCUUCAUCGGGAACGCGCGGAAGCAGACCGUGACUUGCAAGAGCGACGGCUUGCUGUGGACACGCGCUUGGCCGACAUUGCGCAAGGUCACCUCACCAGCAUCCAAGCCCUGCUGGUCGAGUUGAAACGCCUCACGUAACUGGUGAAAUGUACAUUUUUCGAAUGGUUUGUGUGUAGAAAACGCGAGAGAUGGACUUCGAUUGGUGGAAUCAAGGCAUGCCAACCAAUGAUUGGUCAUAAAUCUGCGAAGUACUACGUAGUACGUAGUACUACAUAUUAAUACGUAGUAAUACUAGUACAUUGUGCUACAG
Molecule: messenger RNA, 962 nt
Organism: Aphanomyces astaci
Lineage: Eukaryota; Oomycota; Saprolegniomycetes; Saprolegniales; Verrucalvaceae
Exons: 1
Coding region: 80-790 (236 amino acids)
Source: RefSeq, a predicted model, not a curated record